GUAGAAAAGGAGGAGACCUUUCAUUUUCUGUGUGUUAUUGGUUAGGUAAUUACCUUCAACUUAAUUUAAAGGGAGAAUAUAGGAAGCUCCUGUUCAGAAAUGAGAAGAGCACUGAAGAUCAGAAGUCAGGAUGUCUCAACAGGAAUCCCCUCUUAGCGGAACAGAUCUGAGAGCGCUCCUCAAAUGGCACCGCACAGAAAUUGCUGUGGCUGUUACUGACCUCUUCCCUCUGCUGCAUGGUAUGAUGGACAGAGACCUUGUGUCUGAAGACAGAUUCCAGGAGACUCAGCGUGCUGGUGAAGGAAUGGGAGCUCAGAAAGCUUCUCACACUCUCCUCACGUGGCUUCUCACUCGGGAUAUGCACCAUGUCCGUGGUUUUUGGUCUCUUCUGUCCACAGAGUAUAUUUUAAAGAGUUACCCUCGCUUAUCAGGAAUCCAGAAAGUUCUUCAGACUGCUUCAGAAAGCUUGUCCCAUCGAAAAGCUCGCCGCUCCACUUCUGCCACCAAAUACUCAGGCCAUCAAAAGCUGCAGAAGAAACGCAAAGCUGGAGGAGAGAAAGACUCAGGAGGCACAGGACAACUUUUUGGCACUGGCCCUCCGCCUAAAACAAAACCGCCUCGUAAAAUAGAGAAAAUGGAGAAACUGGGGUCCUCAUUGGUGCCACAAGUUCAUUGUUCACAAAGAUCACCAACCUCUGUGGGUGACGCUGAAGGGAAAGCGGCCAUCUUCACCAUAAGCAAACCGGUUACAACAGAGAAGAAGACCAGCCCAGAUAAGUCCAAGCAGAAGGAAACCGAGCUGGAAAACACAGAGCGACACCGAAAUAAGCCCCUAAAACUGACUCUACGUACAAAGUUAUCUGCCAGUGAUACUGGCAUUGUUGCUCCGACUGUUCCCGCCCCAGAGUUGUCACAUCAUCAGAGUAACGAUGAUGAGUGUUCAGUGUGUCGAGAUGGCGGGGAGUUAUUAUGCUGUGAUGGAUGUCCACGGUCUUUUCACCUAUCAUGCCUUGUGCCUCCACUCACUUAUAUCCCAAGUGGAACAUGGAGAUGUGACUCUUGCAAGAAAGAUGGACCACUGGCAGGCAGAUGCAAGGACCCCAGUGAUAAGGAUGCUAUGAUGCAGACUGAGGCUACACAGAAUUCAGCAAUGGAAAGCAGCACGGACAGUCAGGUCCUCCCAGAGAACAGUGUAAUACAGAACACACAGCUGUGCUCUGAUCAGCACCAGAUAUACAACCAGCAAACAUCCCAACCUAAAAUGUGUCCCACAUCCCAAGCCUACUCUCAGCUGCAGACGCAGAGCUCCCAUCAGCCCCUGCCUAAACCCCUGAAUGGUCCUCCUUUACUAUCACGCCCAUGUCCCUCUCAAACCCCUCUGCCACAGAUUUGCACACAGCUUCCUCUUGGGCCCCAAGUUAGGAACUCCCAAAAAGUUCACACUCUUGCACAUCCACCCCAUAUUCAGAGCUACACUGCAGUAGUGCCACAGGUUCCUCUUCCAAAUAAUGUUCAAUCCCAGUUACACCCGGCUGAGGGCAGCCUCCUGCAAGAAGCCUGUUCUGGGGUCAGCAAUGUACAUCAGUUUGAGAGGCCUCCUCCUUCAGCACCUAGAGCAGAACGCUGUCCUCCAUUUGGACCAGCUCGAGGAGACAUGAUGCCAGGGUCUGGAUUUUUACAGCAAGAAAUGGCUGAAGCUAAGGGUGUGACGGAUACUAUUGGCAGCAACCUGACAUUGAGCCGACAUGAACUGGAAUGCCUUAUUUCUGAGAGUUCAUUUGAUUGCUUCUUACAGUGGGCUUUCCAGAAUAUGACUCGUCCAUUGACAUAAUUUGAAGACUCUCAUCUCCUCCUGCUUUGAUCACUGCGGUCUCUUCUUAGAAGCCUAGCUUAUUUUACCCUAUUGUGAAUAAAGUAAUCUGCUUUAAAUAAAACACUUCAAGUGAAGGAAGAAAUGAGGCCAAGUGCCAAGUAAAUCAGUGCUUUCCAUUAGGGCUGAUACGACAGAGGUCCAUGCCAUACAGAAAUGACCAGUCAAUUACAUUAAAAAAACAGCAUUUUGUUGACAUAUGCACUUUAUGCAAGGCCCAGCAUGAACUCAUCUGCCAUGACCUGCAGAAAAUGUCAUCUAAAUAUAUGAAAAUUAGCCUAUGUCAAAAAUAUGGAGCCUACUCUUGGUCCUAUGCAUGGCUGUAUAAUGGAUCCAUUAUGUGCAGAACCAUAAUAGGGCAGCCAUAGAAUUACAUGGGGUCUUCACUGUACCUCCAUAUGCCUGUGGUUUCAUAUUAUGGCAUGCUCCAUCAGAUGUCGUAUGUAUGGAGCUUUUCUCGCAUUUUUGUAGGGGAGAAUAGCUCUAUACAUAUGGCACUUGACGGUAGCUUGAAUGUGCUACUGUGUACAAGAGGUGUAAAGCUAUUCCAGCUCGCCUACUAUCAGAUCUGUUCAAAAGUCAUGUUAACGGGUCAGAGCUCAGACACUGAAUGAAGCAGCUCUUUUGCCUCUAGCAGAGCAGAAAGUCCCAGCAGUAAACAUCAGCUAAGAGCUAAGAUAUCAGUGCUCCUGUCCAUCAGAACAAUGGUUACAUUGUUCCAACCAGGGACAGCACUCAAAUCAUUAUCACUGUUAUAAGGGUCCUGUCACUGUUUUAGGGGUCCUGUGGCAGGAGCUUCAUGCUAUCAUUUUGAUGGGAACAGAAAAUCACAGUAAGGGUACUUUCACAUUUGCGGCAGAGUGAUCCGGCAAGCAGUUCCGUCGCUGGAACUGCCUGCCAGAUCCGACAAAACGU
This is a messenger RNA of Bufo bufo (common toad), 2785 nucleotides long. Its product is annotated as autoimmune regulator-like. Lineage: Eukaryota; Metazoa; Chordata; Amphibia; Anura; Bufonidae. Gene Ontology annotation, biological process: humoral immune response; regulation of transcription by RNA polymerase II. Bases 131 to 1831 code for a protein of 566 amino acids. The transcript is spliced from 14 exons. Gene Ontology annotation, molecular function: translation regulator activity; DNA-binding transcription factor activity, RNA polymerase II-specific; DNA binding. The record is from RefSeq and is a predicted model, not a curated record. Gene Ontology annotation, cellular component: cytoplasm; nucleus.